Messenger RNA from Chionomys nivalis (European snow vole), 1851 nucleotides. It is a transcript of the gene Jaml, whose product is annotated as junction adhesion molecule like. Gene Ontology annotation, molecular function: cell adhesion molecule binding. NCBI's taxonomy places the organism in Eukaryota, Metazoa, Chordata, Mammalia, Rodentia, Cricetidae. The record is from RefSeq and is a predicted model, not a curated record. Gene Ontology annotation, cellular component: membrane. Gene Ontology annotation, biological process: heterophilic cell-cell adhesion; monocyte extravasation; neutrophil chemotaxis.
GUUUGCUUUGAGCCUGACCUACCGUGCUGGCAGACGUCUCUCACUUGAUGUGGGGGAUGCUGUGGCAGGAGGUCGUGGUGCAUUGCUUUUCCUGGGCGCUGUCAUCUUGGGUGAGGAAGCUAAGGUAUAGUGAGUCAAGGAAGACCUAGGGAAGGAAUCUCCUUGAGCAGUUUCCAUUUUCCAAGUGGCUUUUGUUGAUUGGAAUACAGAUUGAAAACUUGGAAGCAGCAUGUUUUGCCUUCUGAAGCUGAUUGUGAUCCCUGUGAUUCUGGCCCCGGUAGGUGAUUCUCAGGGCCUGUCUGACACGGCUGUCUCGUCCCCUAAGCUGAGAGUGCAUGUGGGUGAUUCAGCUUUCAUGGGAUGUGUUGUCCAGAGCACAGAAGAGAAACACGUGGUCAAAGUAGACUGGAUACUCUCAAAAGGGGAACGUGCUGUGAGUGAGUACGUGCUGUACUAUUACUCCAACCUUAGCGUGCCUACGGGGCGCUUCCAGAACCGGUCGCUUUUGGUGGGGGACGUCUUACAAAAUGACGGCUCCCUCCUGCUCCAAAAUGUGCAAGAGGCUGAUUGGGGCAUCUACACCUGCGAAAUCCGCUUCGAGAGUGAGAGCAGGGUGUUUAAAAAGUCCGUGGAACUGUUCGUGCUGCCAGAGGAGCCUAAAGAGCUCACAGUCCAUGUAGGCGAUUCAACUGAGAUAGGAUGUUUUUUCCAGAGCACAAAAAAGGAGCAUGUGACCAAGGUGGAAUGGAUGUUCUCUUCCGGAGAAGAGGAAGUAAUCUUGCGCUAUGACUUCAACGUGCCUCGUGGGCACUCCCAGAGCCAAGGCCGCUUCCAAAACCGUGUAAAUCUGAUGGGCGACAUCUCCAACAACGAUGGCUCUAUCAUGUUUCAAACAGUGAAGCUGUCUGACCAAGGGGCCUACACCUGUCGCAUCUACCUGGGGAAGCUGGAGUCCAGGAAAACCAUUGUGUUGCGUGUGAUCCAGAAAGAGCCUCGAAGAGGCCAACAUUUGGGGUCGAUUUCAACAACUCCUAGACCUGAGACCCAUCAGCCGGUGACUCUGGAUGGGAAUCAGCUGGUGAUAAUUGUGGGGAUCGUCUGCGCCACCCUCUUGCUGCUCCCCGUUUUGAUCCUCAUUGUGAAGAAAACCCAGUGGAGUAAGAGUUCAGUGAGUUCUACGGCUUCCUUGAAGAGCCUGGAGAGCAAAGAGAAGGUGAACCCAGAGAAACACAUCUACUCCUCAGUGAGCACGUGGGAGGCGACAGAGGAAGGACCACGUGGACAACCAGAGGCCACCUACAUGACCAUGCACCCAGUUUGGCCCUCUCCCUCCAAAGCACCCAAUUUGGCCCUCUCUUCAGUCAGAUCCACAUAAUCCAGUUGGGAAAAAAAAAGUCAGCUUGGGAAAUUCCCCGAACCGCAAACCUUCUGAGGUGAAGAGAAAGGGCACUUCAUCUCGGCAGCGACAAAGACUCUGCUUUUGGUGGUUCCCGAGCCACUGUGUCCAGCCGGUCUCAGCCUCCAUCAAAGGCCUGAAGAUGGAGGAGUCUGGCAGGAAGACUGAAGUGCUCCAGACAAACAGGCACUGAUGAGGGGAGGAGGACCGCGGGCUUCUCCCAGAAGCUAUGUGCCGGCCGCUGGGGCUGGGGAGCUGGCGGUCUGCCCGAGGUCUCAAGCCCGCCCUUGGACCGGAUCUUUGAUUGUAAAGUGUUUUUUGUGAAUGAGCUACUAAGAGAUUCCCAGAGAUACAAGCCAACAAAAACAAUUCUUUUGAUGAAUUAUCCCCAAAUAAAUGUGGUUGGUGGGAACCAUCCUUUUUUUAUGUCCUGGAUAAAGGUUAAGCGCAGGAAU